Molecule: messenger RNA, 2685 nt
Organism: Cyclopterus lumpus (lumpfish)
Lineage: Eukaryota; Metazoa; Chordata; Actinopteri; Perciformes; Cyclopteridae
Gene: ctdnep1a
Product: CTD nuclear envelope phosphatase 1a
Exons: 8
Coding region: 707-1444 (245 amino acids)
Molecular function (GO): protein serine/threonine phosphatase activity
Source: RefSeq, a predicted model, not a curated record
CUGUUUAUUUUCUCUCCACGUGGACGUGCUGCGCGCCACCACAGGAUUCCUCGCGGAAGUGACGGAAAGGCGGCGAUGGCGGCUCGCAGAUUCAUUCCGGAUUUCCACCGGACUACAAACAGAUUUUAACCGGACCGGUUAGACUUUGUGGAACUUUUGCGAAGCCGACUGUCUUCCGACGCCGCGCAGAGGGAAGUCCCGGUGACCCGGCGCCUGACAACGAGCGACCCCACUGCUUUUUUGGGGGGAUAUUUUAGUCCAAGGUUCAAGGUGGUCACCCUGUCGAGCUAGCGGUAGCUCGGCGGCUACGAGCUAACGUUAGUCGGUGUACACGGCUAGCUCCCGAGCUGCGUGCUAAGGUCCACACAGCGGCGGCUCGUCGUGCAGCGGCAGCUUUCCUUUUGACCGCGUCCUCGUUCGUCUGUCACAGUUGUGAUGCGGAUGCGCUCCAUUUGACGCUAAUUGUGCCACAAGUGUGCAGAGCGAGGUACUCACACGUUUGCUUGGCCUCUUGUUAGUUUGAAUCGCUAGUUUGGCGGCUGUGGCUAAAGACGGGGGUUGACUCCUCCACUAGCAAGCAAGUCGCCCCCCACACCACGACCACCACCCCUCGCAGGGACUGUUCCGACAACUGAGGGCAGAAGAAGCGGGCCAUCGACAGAGCAUUGGAAGCCGGGUUGUUUGGGGUCUUUGCGUGCUCGUCAACAUGCUGAAGACCCGGCAGUGUUUACUUGGCAUCCGCACGUUUCUCGGUGUAACGUCGCGAAUAUGGGGCUUCAUCAUGUACAUCCUCAGGAAGCACCUACGGACGAUAAUCCAGUAUCAGACGGUGCGAUACGACACGUUGCCUCUGUCCCCUAUCUCCAGAAACAGACUCAAUGCUGUAAAGAGGAAGAUUCUGGUUCUGGACCUGGACGAGACGCUGAUCCACUCUCACCAUGACGGUGUCCUCAGACCCACAGUGAGACCUGGCACGCCGCCAGACUUCAUCCUCAAAGUCGUCAUUGACAAGCAUCCAGUCAGAUUCUUUGUACAUAAAAGGCCGCAUGUUGACUUCUUUUUAGAAGUGGUGAGCCAGUGGUAUGAGCUGGUGGUUUUCACAGCCAGUAUGGAGAUCUAUGGCUCCGCAGUGGCAGAUAAGCUGGACAACAAUAGGAACAUCCUGAAACGCAGAUACUACAGACAGCAUUGUACAUUGGAUCUAGGUAGUUAUAUUAAAGACCUGUCUGUAGUACACGAUGACCUGUCCAGUAUUGUCAUCCUGGACAACUCGCCUGGUGCUUAUCGUAGCCAUCCAGACAAUGCAAUACCCAUCAAGUCCUGGUUCAGCGACCCUAGUGACACAGCACUUCUUAACUUGCUGCCUAUGCUGGAUGCACUAAGGUUCACUGCUGAUGUUCGCUCUGUCCUCAGUCGAAACCUCCACCAGCAUCGACUCUGGUGAUUGGCUGAAUCAAGAGGGGUGGGGUUUGUUGACCAGCCUCUUCCUCUCUGCCGCUUCCAUCCUACCCUCCGUUCCCACGCAGGCGACCCACCAGCCCUCUCUGAGCCUCUCAGACGUGUCCUGAGGAGAUGAGGGUUGGGGUGACCACCUAACACGGGAUGAAAAGUAUGGGAUCACCAGAGCCCAGAAACUACUGAGGAGGGUGGGAGGGGCAGCUUGUUUCUUUUUUCCUUUUUGAUUCUUUAUUUUUAUUUUUUCCCCCCAAAACAAAAACGGAGCCUCUCUGCCUUAUUGCUCCUGAUACUGACUGUUCGUAUGUAGGUGAGCUUGUCUACGAGAGUCGGAGUAUGCUUGCUGAGUACGUUAGUCCUUUUAAAACUUUUUUGAGAAUCAGGAGGGGGGAGGGUGGGGGGGAAAGGGGAGGAUCAGCAAAGCAACGAAGACAAUUCUACAUUAUUAUUUUUCCUUUUUCUCCAUCAUCAGACGUUGCACUUAAGCAGACAAUUUAUCAAUUUACUGUCUUAACCUCAGUGCAACUGAGCAGGGGAAAACAGAAAACCGCCCCUUUUUUUUUAGAUCAACCUCACCCUCAACGAUAAAUAAUUGAUUCCUGAGGUACGUUUUUUUUUUUCCCCUAAACAAGAAUGGAUCAACUUACAUGUGUAAUCGAUGGACUUUUGCUUGCAACAUACCAUCCACAGGCAUUUUUCUGGACAAAUAGCCGAGCAGCCUGAGAUUCUUUUUGUUUUGUUUUUUCAGCCAUAACAUCAGUGUUUCCACAAAGCUCCACGUGGAACUCUGUGAAAAAGACUUGACUGAAAAGUUGUGAGAGGAAAAAAAGACUGGCUUGUAACGAUAUGUGGACUGCCGUGCCGCCUUUCCAUAUCUGAUUGUGUCUCUAUUAUGAUAUGUGAUAAUAUGACUUCUGCAAACCACGACAUUUCAUUCUCCCCCUUUUGCAAUCGGAUGCCAUCCUGAUUUCAUUGAAUAGGAAUUGCACUUAAUUUUUUUUUUUCCCCUUCUAUUUUUGUUGCAGUUGGUUUUGUAUUUGUUUCAAAUUUGCAGCCUUCCUAUUUCAGUUCCCACCCACUCGGCUUACUGUAUGGAUUCAACUAUUAGACCUUCUGUCUUUAAAAUGCCUUCUGAACAAUGUCUUGUUGUCAAGGCUCACACCGGCUUCUUAUUGGCUCUGUCUCCAGGUCUGUGUUACUAAUAAAACACUUGUCAGUAUCGGCCCGUUA